This is a messenger RNA of Staurois parvus, 289 nucleotides long. NCBI's taxonomy places the organism in Eukaryota, Metazoa, Chordata, Amphibia, Anura, Ranidae. The record is from the annotation of a GenBank genome assembly.
UGACAAAAUGGGAACACACCAGCAGUGUGAGGAGACCUGAAAGUGGCACAUGGCAGAGUGUGGCGAUGAGGCAGCAGCAAUGGGGAGGCCGUACAGGGACCCAUGAGAGACUCUGGACCUGGCGGGCAAGCAGCAUGAGGAGGCGGUACGGGGGGCCCAUUGGCAGAUUACGGGCCUGGCAGCAGCAAUGGGAGGCCCGAAUCUGCCAGCACCCUAUGACAAAAAGGAACACACCAGCAGUGUGAGGAGACCUGAAAGUGGCCACAUGGCAGAGUUAACAUGGUGACAG